Coccinella septempunctata (seven-spotted ladybird) is the source of this 838-nucleotide messenger RNA. RefSeq lists its product as uncharacterized. NCBI's taxonomy places the organism in Eukaryota, Metazoa, Arthropoda, Insecta, Coleoptera, Coccinellidae. The transcript is spliced from 2 exons. The record is from RefSeq and is a predicted model, not a curated record. Bases 98 to 787 code for a protein of 229 amino acids.
CCCUUGACAUUCGUCAAAAUAAUCGGGCAAAGACAUGAUGUUUCAAAAUUUCAAGUAAAGUUAAAUACACAAAGUUAAACACAAUACACUACCGGACAUGGCUAAGGGUAUUCUUGGUGAUACACCCCAGGAAUUCACUGAAGAUAGAUUUGAAGAAACCACCAGGGUCGAAAACACUCCUAGUAUCAAACUGAGGGUGAUAGCUUCCUACGUUAUCCUCACCUUACUUUCAGCAUACGUAAUAUACGACUAUCGAAUCAGGCCUGAUUGUAUAUGCCGACCAAGACCCUAUGUUUUUGCUAUAUCAGCAUUUGGAAUAACAGGCCUAUACGGACUUUUAGGAGUAUUGAAUAGAAUCUUCCCUGAACUGAAAUGGAUGUACGAGAUACUGGAUGGCAUGGAAGUCCUUCUAUUUUCCGUUUUUCUGCCAUACAUAGCUGCCGAAUUGUGGACGAUGAACAAAUUCUUCAAAUGCUAUAAAUUUAUCCCGAAUAUUCUGGCGAGUGCUGGACUUCCAUCGGUAGAUUACUAUUACUUUUUCCAUAAACCUCUUUAUGUCUAUAUGGAAGCGGCUAUGGUUAUCGAAACAUUAACUCUGUACAGCUUUAUGGCCUAUAUGACCAACAUGAAAUAUUAUGUUGCAACGGCAUUGACGAUGUACGGGGCCUAUUUUACUAAAAUGAGAUUCAACAAGAUGCCAGUUCCAGAAUGUUGGAUGACGAAGACUGAGACAAUUAAUUAUACCCUUUCUGCAUGUAUUUUGUGCGCUUCUAUUUCCAUGAUAUGAGAGGAAACAGAGAUAUUAUAGGUACUAAAUGAUUAAAGAAAAUAAUACAAC